AUGGGCCUGGGCUCCUCCAGGACGCGCCGCAGGGUGACCAAGGUGGCCCCGGUGCGAGGUGGGGGCGACUGGCCCGUCCCGACCUACACGUCGGCCCCACAAGGGCAAGAAGCGUYGGAGCAGGAAAGAGCCCCCUUCCCCCGGCAGCUCCCGCCGCUCCGGGAGCCUUGGCACAGCCGAGUCGCUGCAGGGUCCAGACCCCUUUCUUUGAACACCAUGCUGGAAACRGGAGACACCAGCAUCAUUAAGCAGCACCCACCUCGGAGACCUCAAAAGCUUGAGCCUGCUGUUCUUCUCAACACUGAGAAGCUCCCGAGCCAGCAAGACGUGGCAGCGACUCUGAAAGCAAAGGCUCUGGAGAAGAGGGGACAAGCCCUUAGACAGCUCCCUGGCAGACGGCAGCACUUGCACAAGCUGCAGAUGCUUGACUUGAACCGCAGGCGCUGUGAGGCUGAGCUGAAGAGAACUCUCCACAGGGAGGCAAAAAUCAAUAAACAAAAAAUCAAGGAACUCAACCCGAAGAAAGUCCUCAGCAACCUCCAGAGAGGCAGCAGCUCUGAAAGCCAAGACCUCCUCCCUGCUGAGUCCAAUCAGACUUUUAAUGGAGGUGAUGGAAAUACAUGGGAUAGACAAUUCUCAGAGSAACAUAGCAGCCCUGAACCUUCUCCAAGCAAGAGUAAAGUUGACAUGUGGUUCUGCAGGGAGCAGCCCACAAGAGACCUGUUCUGGGAUAGCUCUAGCACUGACUCGGAGGACUGGGAAAGGGAAGGAAAGACGUUUUAUCAUAGACCGACCCUUGUGAGAACCAAGACGGAGAGAAUUCCUCUCUUUGAUGAGUUUAUCUUCCAUAAAGAUUAG
Messenger RNA from Nothoprocta perdicaria, 858 nucleotides. RefSeq names its product coiled-coil domain containing 198 (gene CCDC198). The transcript is spliced from 6 exons. The record is from RefSeq and is a predicted model, not a curated record. Bases 1 to 858 code for a protein of 285 amino acids. NCBI's taxonomy places the organism in Eukaryota, Metazoa, Chordata, Aves, Tinamiformes, Tinamidae.